GGUGGUAUUGAGGGAAGCCUGUCUCUUUAAGAGCCAGUCCUUGGGCAGGUUGGCUUGUUGAGUGGGGAGGUGGAACCUUAUCUGCUUCUACAAACAAGCAUUUCUAUCAACAAAACGUGUCUCACUAGCAGGCUGAUCUUGAGGGUGUGCAUAUCUACGAGACUGGAUAGUGAAGUUGUGCUCGAUUUUCUUUUACAUUACUUCCUAAUGGUGUAUGUGUGAUAUGUGAGUCCCGUUUCAUCAGCACCUGAGGUUUGCAACACUCUGCUGGAGGGGCCACCAACAGCUCAGGUGUGUCACAUCUGUUUGUCAAUUGUCUGCACCAUGAAACUCACUGUAGUUCUGCUGCUCUGUGGCUGUGGUGUGCUAUUUAAACACAGAUGUGAAGCCCAAGAAACAUCUCCAACACCCUCAGUCAGUAACUGCACGUGUGAACUUGGUCAUGGAAAAUGUGCUGAAAACGGUGAUUGCAGGUGUGAUCCGGGAUGGGGUGGACCGCGUUGUGAUGACUGCGUGCGAAUGCCCGGAUGUGUCCAUGGCUCCUGCCAUCAGCCCUGGCAGUGCACCUGCAUGGACGGGUGGGCGGGGCGAUUCUGUGACAAAGAUAUUUACGUGUGCUCCAGAAAGCAGCCGUGUCAGAAUGGGGCUACCUGUGUCUUGAAUGGCUCUGGGGAUUACAGCUGCUUAUGUCAUGAAGGCUUUCAUGGGCGGGACUGUGAACUGAAAACCGGGCCUUGCCAAAAGACUAAGUCCCCCUGCAAGAAUGGUGGCCUCUGUGAGGAUCUGGGUGGUUACGCUCCAGAACUGUCUUGUCGAUGCCUGGCUGGCUUCACGGGGCCCCGCUGCGAGACCAACAUGGAUGACUGCCUGAUGCGGCCCUGUGCCAACGGCGCCACCUGUCUGGAUGGCGUGAACCGUUUUUCCUGCCUGUGCCCUGCAGGUUUCAUCGGCCGUUUCUGCACCAUCAACCUGGACGACUGCGCCAGCCAGCCCUGCCUCAACGGAGGACGCUGUAUAGACCGAGUCUCCACCUUCCAGUGCUUCUGCGCUCCAGGUUACACUGGAAGAACAUGCGAGAUUCCCGUCUGGGAGUCAGGACCUCAAGCUGUGUCUCCGUUCAGGGGUGAAGGAGACAGAGUUACUCAAGUCAGUCGCUCCCACUGGACCACUCCUAGUGGGGAGGAGAGACGCUCGUUCAAAAUCUCAGUGGUGACUCAGCAUGGGGCGGAAGGGCUGUCAGAGCUGCAGCUCAUCAUCCUGCUGGUGUUGGGGGGCAUGACUUUGGCCGUGGUGGCGCUAACAGGUGGUCUGGUGCUGCGCGGACAUUGCCAAGACCGAUCGGCUCGCUGUCGGUGCAGACCGGCCCCCGCUCAUCAUCGCCCAUUCCACCGAUGUCGGACAAACCUUCCGCCUGCGCAACAGGAAUGCAAGAUCAGCUUCCUCCAGUCUCCGGCUCCAGCUGAGCUCGAGAAGAAGAGGCUGAACACCAACAUCAUUUAGCCUCAGAGAUCACGCAGCUGCUCUUGUUGAAGUAAAAGGCCACUUCUGACCUCUCAAAAGAUAAAGACGGUACUCAGGAAUCUGAGAGUUGGUCGCUGGAAAAAUAAAAAAGUCAUUAUUCAGAGUGAUUACAUGGAAGUAAAUAACCAAUAAGUAGUUUAUUUUAAUCAGAGAUGCCACAGGUGAGGCAUGUACUGCUGAGGGAACAUUAGGUCAGUUAGAGUCGAUCAAUAGUGCUUUUACCUGCUCUUGGAAAAUUAUUCCAAAGAUAAGAAAGACUUGUUUGUGUAAUAUUUCAUCAAAAAUGUAAUAACUUGCUCUGCCACUGAAAAACAUUUUGGCUGAUCUCACCAAGCAAUAUUUUUGAUGAAAACCCUGAACCGCAGAGAGUCUAUUUCCUUCCCCCAAUUUUUUUUUUUUUUUUUUUCUGUAUUUUUGGUCUUUAACCUUUUUUAUUCAAUAAAGGCAAAACUUGUUAGCUUGCUAGCUAACAGCAAUCAUGUAACACCAACCUUAGCCACCAGAUGGCAAGAAAAUGUUCACACAGAAAAAAAAUCAACUUUAAAUAAGGUUAGUUAACAUUAACAAUGAAAAAUGUAUUAACAAUGUUCAUUUCAAAAUCAGUAACUGAAUUCAAAAGUAUCUGUUAAUAUUAUUUAAUAGGCCUAAGCUAACCUGAACUAACAAUAAACAGUUGUAUUUUUAUAAACAUUAACAAAGAUGAAUCAAUAUUGUAACAAAUGUAUUGCUCAUUGUUAAUAUUAGUUAACACAUUUACUAUUGCUAACUAAUGGGCUCUUGCUGUAAAGUAAAAUCAAAGUACAGUUAAAAAACAAACAAACAAAAAAAAAACAAAUGAGAGAAUUAUUUUAGAGGAAACAGACUCACAUUGUGUUUCAGGGCUUUUUUAAUUUUCAUAUAGAGAGCACUUUUUAACAUCCAAUCAGUUAUGACACCCUUCCCCUUUUCUUGUUUUAAUAUACUGUAUAACCUGGAAAUACAGUGCGUCACAUUAUGAAGGUAAGGUGGGAUGCAGAUGCUGUUUCAGGUUGACUUCAGGGUACACACAGCCUGGGAGCUACUGUAUUUGUUGAUAUGAUGUCUGUACUCAGAGAGUAAGCAGUAGCACUAAUGGGCCACAUGUAAAAUAAAGGGAAGCACUAAACCACCCAAAUAUAUCAAAACUUCCAUUAAGUGUUACAUUAGUACUGUAUGUAUAUAAUCAAGCCACGUUGCUAAAAGUGCUUUUAAUUUCAGAUGUUGUGUAGCCAUUUUCACCAAGUGUUCAAACUGUAAAAUAUUUCAGUGUGAGUGAGUAUAUGCCAAGUAGGUUUUAUUCUUUUGAAUUGUUGCUUUAUGAACGUUUUUUUAAACGACAGUUUAACGUUCCCUUUAACAUUAUAGUGAUGCUCUUUUAAGCAGGUUAGUGAUAUAAAUUCUAUGGGAAUGAUUUUUGUGAUACAUAACAAUACAUUAACAGCAGUAUUCUUAAGUGUAAAUAUUAUUUAUUUAUGUAAUUUAUUGGUGAAAUGUACAUUUGUUUUGUAUUGUUGUGUAUUUUUAUACAGAUCUGUAUGUAUUAAAGUUUUGAACUGUGUAAUGGUAGAACUAUGCCUAAAUCACUCAUAAUCAUAAACUACAAAAAUGUCUUUGUAUAACAGCUGCUAUGACGAAAUGAAUUUCUCUAUGCAGCUCACUCCAUCCCCUUUAGCCCUGAAUUUGACCGUCACAUAAUGCAUGACAAACAUCCUAAAGACGGCUGUGUCACCUCAGCUACUAUCACAG
Messenger RNA from Cyprinus carpio (common carp), 3285 nucleotides. RefSeq lists its product as uncharacterized. The record is from RefSeq and is a predicted model, not a curated record. Gene Ontology annotation, cellular component: protein-containing complex; plasma membrane. Gene Ontology annotation, molecular function: Notch binding; calcium ion binding. Lineage: Eukaryota; Metazoa; Chordata; Actinopteri; Cypriniformes; Cyprinidae. Gene Ontology annotation, biological process: heterophilic cell-cell adhesion; establishment or maintenance of epithelial cell apical/basal polarity.